This is a messenger RNA of Oryzias melastigma (Indian medaka), 2475 nucleotides long. RefSeq names its product ankyrin repeat and SOCS box containing 5b (gene asb5b). The coding region runs from base 290 to 1138 and encodes 282 amino acids. The record is from RefSeq and is a predicted model, not a curated record. Gene Ontology annotation, biological process: intracellular signal transduction; positive regulation of protein catabolic process; protein ubiquitination. The transcript is spliced from 7 exons. Lineage: Eukaryota; Metazoa; Chordata; Actinopteri; Beloniformes; Adrianichthyidae. Gene Ontology annotation, molecular function: protein binding.
CUGCUGUCUUUGUGUGGAACAAGCUAAAGGCCUUCACUUAGACAUCGCAUACCAACCUCCUUUGACUCCUGUGUUGCUAAGAGUCAAACUGGGUUAAGAGGAUUUGAAAUUUUCUCUUCUAGAUGCCUGACAGCAGCUUCGGAAUUUGAGUCAGUGAGUCAGCUGCAGUGGCUAAGACUGCUUGGCACUCGAUGUUCACAGUAGCCGGUAGUUGCUAAUUUUAGCUGCUGCAGUUGUCUGUUUUCACCCUGUACCAGCAGAACAUGUUUAGCACCUUUACUACGUUCAAAUGUCCUACGUGUUCAAUUGGUUGGAUGUGCCAUGGGGAGACGGAGACAUAGGUUCUUGGGCUGACCGCUCCCCACUCCAUGAAGCCGCCUCUCAGGGUCGACUACUGGCUCUACGCACCCUUCUUGCCCAGGGAUAUCAUGCUAACAUUUUGACAAUUGAUCAUGUGACCCCUCUCCAUGAAGCCUGCCUCUCAGGGCACACCGCAUGUGUUAGAACAUUAAUACACGAGGGAGCCAAUGUGAAUGCUGCGACCAUCGACGGCAUCACACCAUUGUUCAACUGUUGCACUUCAGGAAGCAUUGGCUGUAUAGAGCUUCUACUGAAGAAUGGUGCACAGACUCACAUACAGCACUCACACUUUCCUUCUGCUUUGCAUGAGGCCUGCAAGAGAGGGAACAGCCAGUGUGUGGAGUCACUUCUCUCUCAUGGAGCCAAUCCAGAUUGUCAGCUUCCUCUCCUGGGUUCUCCUCUCUACGUGAGCUGUCUGCACCAACAACUGGCCUGCUCCAGAGUUCUACUGGAUCGAGGAGCAGAUGUAAACUCUGGCAGGGAAAGAGACAGCCCUCUACACACUGCUGCCUCGCAGGACAGUGCAGAUCAGGUCUCACUGUUAUUGCAGUAUGGGGCAGAUGUCAACUGCAAGGACAGCAUGGGCCAGCGGCCUGUGGAAAUAGCACCUCCUGGGGGAAAGGCACAUUGGCUUCUUGUUGCAUAUGAAGGUUCUCCACAGACCCUUUCUCAGCUCUGCCGUCUCAGGAUCAGGAGGCUCCUUGGGUGGUCCAGAUUAGAACUGUUACCUUUACUCCCUCUUCCUCCGCUCCUCACAAACUACAUGCAAAAUAUGUAAAACCUUGCAAACAUGGACACAUCCAGCACAGCCAAGGGAAUCUGGCUGCAGACAUCAACAUCUGGAAUUGGAAAUCCUCAACCAGAACCAGAAAUCUCCCCAUGUUGAUCGAGAAAAACUUCACUUUGACUGGUGACCUUAACAGUUAUGCAUUUUCUCCCAUUUUAACCUCUAAUAAAAGUUUUUUUCUACAAUCUCACCUGGGGUAAGGUUAGGGUAAAUUGUAUAAUUUUCACUUUUGGCAAUGAUGUCAGGUGCCAUUUUGUCUAUAGCCAUGUCCCUCUUUGCAGAGCAGUGAAAUGGCGUUGCAAGUUAAAUUUGUACAAGUCAUUCUACCGAUUUCAAACAAAAACAAAAUGUGGUAUCAUUAUUUUGAAGUAGACUUGCUUCAUAAGAAAGAGUCCUACUUCAUUGUGUUAAUGUGAUGAGUUUCUGUUUUAAGUGUAAACUAUGAAACUGGAGUCACUGAUCUGCAGAAAAUUCUCAAGCUGUAUUCACACUUAAUGCAAUUCACAUGUUGCUGCUCAAUAUUUUUGUAAAAAUCUGGUCAUAAACUUGAUGCUUCAGAUGCGUUUUUGAAGAGCUACUGCAAGUUUUUUGCCUGAUCCCUACACAGAAGCUGUGACUGUAUCUCACGUACAAAAAGAUCAGGUUUAUUAAUUUUGAUGGGCUCUACAUAAACAUCUAUAAUCACAUCUCCAUGUCUGGGUUCGUGAGAUCAUUCAGUCUCUCCUGGUACACUGGAGCUACAUCUGAACUUCCAUCUCUCUGUGACCCAAAUUGAUGAUUUGCUGUCCCACAUUAGUCUGAGAAUGGAAAAAGUAAAAACAAAACUAAAAUUAAACUUUUUUAUUGUUUCCCAAUGGAAAAAGGAAAAACAGUACAAAGUUUAGAAGUAGACUGAUCAGAUUUUCCUCCAUUUUGGUUUUGGACUCCACCUGCAGAUUACCUCAUCAACAUGUCAAAGUUGAGUCCCUGAUUGGUUAAAUCUUUCUAGCAUCUUUUGACGCCUAAAACGCACCGCUGCCACCCUGACGUGCCACGUCCAAUGCUUAAAUUGUGCCACAGAACCUCUGAUAAUGUCCGUACAUUAACUUAACAUUAAAACUGGAUGCCUCUGGCACAUGAAUCGAGUUCGAUGCAAAUGCAGCUUUUUUCAUCACUUGCAUGUUCAUACUGAGACCCUCAGCACUUCGGGAGAAGAACUUUAGAAAAGGUUGGAAAAACAGAAGAGUGCUGUAACUCCUAGCAUGCACAAAUUAUUGUAAAUAUGUUAACCUGUUUUAAUUGUAUUUUUUGUGACCUUAACUCACUCAUAAAAUGUGUUUUAUUACACA